CAAGAUGGUAGUAUUUUGCAUCCUUCACACUGUACUUCACUGGCAGAAGGCGUGUUUAGCACUAAAUAUACAGGAAGCGAUCCCUGAGUAUUUCUCUUAUUACAGUCGUGCUGCGUAAAGUCUGCGGUGAUUUGCCCAGAGUUCCGGGUUGUAACGACACUACGUCAUGCAGGUAUUUGAGAACUGCUUGGUGGUUCUGGAAGUGAAGGAUCUGCCCUUCAAAGAAAAAAAGAGGUUAAAACUGUCAAUAACAGACAAUGGAGGCUGCAUUGCCUACGUGGUCAACAAGCAGUGCACUCACGUGAUCACAAACAACCUGGCCAACGUGAGCUCCAACCGCCAGCGUAGCAUCCAGAAGUACCAGGUCCCGGUGGUGGGGGUGGAGUAUGUGCACCGCUGCCUGGAGAAAGGGGCUCUUCUUUCUGUAAAGGAGUGCAGCCCAGUCCCCUUCCCUAGGACCAAUAUCCCCUCCCAAACGAAUGCAUCACCGUCUCCCAGCCAGCAAGAUUCGGUGUUUAAGGUGACUGGCCAGACACCUGUGGGAGAGAGGUCCAGAGAUCAGCCCAAACCACAAGCAUCUGCACCUCAGCAGAUGGAGAUAGAGGAGGAAGGAGACGGGAAGGAAGAUGAAGAGACAGAGAGUGGAACAUACCUGGGCAAGCAUAGAAUACCAAAUUAUCCCUCUAAUUUCGAUGUGGCCAAAUAUUCCAUUUUGGAAAAAGUUGGCCCAAACAAGAUGUGGUCAGUGCUGGAGCUGCACAGUUCCAGUGAUGAGACAGGGCGGCAGUACCGCGUGGUCCGAUGCAGGAGCGAGGGACCAGGCGGACAGGCCAUGGUGACUCGUGAUGCGCUGUUCCACUACCCCAGCUCUGAGAAGGCCCUCAGUAUGUACGACAAGUUGGAGAAGGAGCUUCUCCGCCAGGAUUUCAAACGGAAGACCACUCUGCCCCCUCAGUUUAAGGACAUGGGCUCCAGUAAGCUGCAUCAGCUGCUCCUGGAGGAGAAAAUGAACAGCGGUGCCAUCUCGCAGGAAGUGGGCGUGUUUGUGGAGCUGUUAUGGACAGAAGCCCUUGGUUGCCUGGGCAACAUUCUCAAGAUCCCCCUAACCAGCAUUAGUCUCAAUGAUGUGAGCAGGGCGGAGGGGCUGCUGCUGCAGAUACACAAGGCCCUGAAGGAGGGGAGCGAUCAGAAGCAGCUGGCAGAGCUCAUGGCUGAAUUCUACACUCUCCUGCCCCACAAGGAAGAAUUCGCCCCCACUAUGCGUGAGAUCUCCCUCAAACUGGACCUGUGCCAGUUAAUCAGGGACAUGCUGAAGGUGAGCGAGGCCACGCUGUGGAACCCCACUGCUUCCUGUCUGGGGAAGUACCGCGCACUGCGAUGCAGCAUCGAGCCCGUUCCCCCGGAGAGCCCGGACUUCCUGUCCGUCAGCAAGCUGCUCUGGGACAGACCGGUGCAGAUACAGCAGGUGUUCCGCGUAGGCAGGACGGUGGAGCUGCAGGCGUUUCGGGAUGACCUGGGGAACGUGCAGUCCCUCCUACACUCCUCUGCUCCCAGCAACUUUGUGGGAAUUCUUUCCCGGGGGCUGUUGCUGCCGAGAGUUGGAGUGGAGCAUCAUGGGAUAGAUAGGACAGACCUGGGGAACCUGGGUGGCGGAAUUUACUUCAGUGAUUCCCUGAGCACCAGCCUGAAGUACUCCAAGCCCGGCGCCACGGACGGCUCGCGCCUGCUGCUGGUGUGCCGCGUGGCCCUGGGGCAGUGUAAGGACCUCUGUAAGAAGGACCCGAGCCUGAGCUCGGCCCCAGAGGGCUACAACAGCGUGCACGGCGUCCGCCGCGCUCCCGCCGUCAUCUCUGACUUUGAGGACGACGAGUACGUGGUAUACCAGACAGACCAGGUUCAGAUGGAGUACGUGGUGCAGUUCACUUUGAAUGACGAACCGGUGAAGACAUUCCAGCCGACCGUUGACCUUUCGUCUGAUGUGGCUCGGGAAGCUUCCGCCUCUGACCUCUUGGCAGAAGGCGAGGAGGACAGUAUCGGGAGAUACAAAAAACGCCUGGAGGAAGUUACCGCCGGGCUGCUGGACAACACCGGCCAGCCGCUGCCCUUAAAGGCCGUACAUGUGAAGUGUAAGCUGAUGGAUCUGCUGACACAGGUCGUUAUUUUUCAGUCUUACACCAACCUGAGCCAGGUUCCUAUCGAGGCCAAGUACGUCUUCCCCCUGGACGAGUCUGCAGCGGUGUGCGGGUUCGAGGCCUUCAUCAAUGGGAAGCACGUAGUGGGACAGGUGAAGGAGAAGGAGCAGGCCAGGCGCGAGUACAGGCGGGCCGUUCAGCGGGGCCACGGCGCAUACCUGAUGGACCAGGACGCCCCCGACGUGUUCACCAUCAGCGUCGGAAACCUGCCGCCCGGGGCCACGGUUCUCAUCAAAGUCACCUACAUCACAGAGCUGGUCGUCAGGGAGGGGUCACUGCUGUUCUCCCUGCCUGGUAGCGUGGCGCCAUGGCAACAGAGCAAAGCCCUCAACCAGAGGACUCAGGUAUCAGUGGAGAAGGUGUGUGUGAAUGAGCUAAAGGGAGACGGAAUUUUUACCCUGGACAUGUCCAUCGAGAUGCCCUACGAGAUCUGGAACUUGUCUUGUGUGACCCACCGCAUUAAAAUCAAGAAAACAGACUGCAAGGCAGUGGUCAGCCUGCUGCCAGGGCAGACUCUUGGGCCUGGAGGGUUCCAGCUGUCCUUCACGCUGUCCCAGGUCCACCUGCCCAGGAUGUGGGUGGAGAACCACCCUGACAAAGACAGCCAGGCCUGCAUGCUUGUGUUCUACCCGCACUUCGAACCCAGAGCUGCAGCUGGUCCCGGGGGUGGGGGCGAGGGCGGCGAAGUGGAGGUGGUGAUCCUGUUGGACACGUCGGAGUCCAUGAGGGGCGUGGCCAUGCAGGACGCUCGCAGGAUUGCCGCUCAGCUUCUGAAGACACUGCGCCCUGAGGUCCGGGUCAACAUCCUUUCCUUCGGCACGGUCCAUAAGGAGCUGUUCCUGUCCUCUCAGUGCUGCAGCAAGGCCCUCUUACCUGCCACAAAGUUUGUAAUGUCCUCCCCACCAGUUGGGGGCAGCACUGAGCUGUGGAGACCCCUGCGCAGCCUGAGCCUGCUGCCACCAUCGAGUGGCAUUAGGAAUUUGCUGCUGAUUUCAGACGGGCAUGUUCAGAACGAGGCCCUCACCCUGAAGCUGGUUCGGGAGAGCAUCCAGCACACCCGCGUCUUCACCUGUGGGGUCAGCCCAACUGCCAAUCGACACAUGCUAAGAGCUCUGGCUCAGGCAGGGGGCGGAGCUUAUGAAUUUUUUGACACCAAGACAAAGCACACCUGGAUGGAAAAGGUCUCGUCGCAGGCGAGGCGCAUGGCCAGCCCCGGCUGCAGCUCGGUUUCGGUGAAGUGGCAGCAGUUUAACCCUGCCGCGGCCCCGCCCACUCAGGCCCCCGCCCAGCUGAACGCGCUCUUCAGCGGCUGCCACACCCUGGUGUACGGCUUUGUGCCCCAUUGCACCCAGGCCACCCUGUUCGGCAGGCUUAGCGAGCAGGAGAUCGAGACAGUGGUGUCCACCUCCGAGCUGCAGAAGACCAAGGGCACGCUCCUGCACAAGCUGACGGCGAGGGCGGUCAUCAGGGACUACGAGGACGGCAGCCUGCACGCAGACGAGGCGGAGCAUGAGGGAAAGAAAGAGGAGCUAAAGUCCUUCAUCAUCGAGCUGAGCAAAGAGUACUCCAUUGUGACCCAGUACACCAGCUUCGUGGCCAUUGAAGAGAGGGACGCAGGGAGACCAGACGUUGGUUUCACAGACAUUCCCAAGCUGGUUGCGGAGGAGGAUGUGGACUUUUUGCCGUACUUGGGCUGGGAGAAAGAGAAAGAUGCCGUGCCGUAUGCCGCUACUGUGAAGUUCUGUGUAAGGACCCACACGCAGACCAGGGAAAUCCAAGAAAACGUCGUCUUUAAUCAGUGCGAAGUUCGUAGCCAGGGUUCUAUAUCAGCUGGUGUCCACUCAAGUUCUGAAGACAUUUCAGAACAAGAUGAGGAGGAAUCGGAGUCAUUACUUGCAGAACCUGAACUACUCGGCAAAGAGUUUUGUGAAGAUGAGAGUGACUUUGCACCCCCUGACUUUGCACUCCCAGACAGUGCUCCGCCACAGCCUGGCCUUGACCCGUUCAAUCUGUGUGCCCGUGAGAUAGGAGCUCAGUAUUCCAGGAAGAAAUCCAGAUUUAGCUUGCCUGGUCCUGGGCCUGAUCGUCCUCCUCGUUGUCGUCGAUCUUGUGUCCGUGCUUCUGGUGCUUCUAUCCCUGCAGCUCCUCCUGCUUUUGCCCGUGCUUCUGGUGCUUCUAUCCCUGCAGCUCCUCCUGCUUUUGCCCGUGCUUCUGGUGCUUCUAUCCCUGCAGCUCCUCCUGCUUUUGCCCAUGCUUCUGGUGCUUCUAUCCCUGCAGCUCCUCCUGCUUUUGCCCGUGCUUCUGGUGCUUCUAUCCCUGCAGCUCCUCCUGCUUUUGCCCGUGCUUCUGGUGCUUCUAUCCCUGCAGCUCCUCCUGCUUUUGCCUGUGCUUCUGGUGCUUCUAUCCCUGCAGCUCCUCCUGCUUUUGCCCGUGCUUCUGGUGCUUCUAUCCCUGCAGCUCCUCCUGCUUUUGCCCGUGCUUCUGGUGCUUAUAUCCCUGCAGCUCCUCCUGCUUUUGCCCGUGCUCCUGUUGCUUAUAUCCCUGCAGCCCUACCUGCCAGUCAGAUGCGCCAGCAACAAAAGAUGGCCGAAACAUUAGUCGCGUUAGGUUCUUCCCGUCGCUGCCCUCCCAUGGCAAUGCCCCAUAUCAUGUCUGAUCGUCCUCCUCGUCUUCCUCGUCCUGUUUCUAAUUUUGUCCUUGCUUCUGAUGGUUAUAUCCCUGCAGCCCUACCUGCCAGUCAGAUGUGCCAGCAACAAAAGAUGGUAGAAACAUUAGCCAUGUCAGCUGACUCCCUUCCCUGCCCUCCCAUGGCAAUGCCCCAUAUCAUGUCUGAUCAUCCUACUCCUCCUCCUCCUCCUCCUGCUUGCUUUCGCCGUCGUGGUCUUCAUAUUAAUUCUUCUAUUUCUACUGGUCUUCAUCCACCCUCACAUGCCACUGAGACACAACAAAAACAACAACAGCAACAACAGAUAGCUGACCCUGAAGUCCCCCCCUUGGAUUCGGCAACUGUUAUCAGUGCCUAUCCCACUAGACCGAGGGCACUAAAAAAGGCAGCUGGCAGGGCUCUGUCCAAUAGGCUGGAAGAGGGUGCUGUCCAUUUAGGAUUUGGGGCUUCACAAUUUCCUCAACCUGCAGGGCCUUCAUUUCUGAAUGCUCCAUCACUUUGUGUCCAAAGCUUGCCAUUUGGGGAUGAAGCAUCUACUCUGGGUAUAGAGCGUCCAUCGCAGUUUGGGGGACCACCCAUCCAAGUGUCCUCAUUUGGGGCUGGACCAGGAAGUGCAUUUACUUCUGGAUAUUGGAGACCCCCUACCACCACACUGGUCUCUGGGUCACCUGGCUUCAAACCUGCAGGUGUAUAUUCAGGUGUAUCCUUUGAAAGCCUGGAGUGGACAUCAGGACUUGAAAAGGGGUUGACGUACCGCUUGAAGUCCAUGUCAAGCCGUAGAAAGGACAGGGCACGUGGGGUGUCCUGGGCAGAGCUUUUUGACCUUCAACAUCAAGACGGGUACUGGGAAUGCUCGGAGAAGCUGGGCUUCAUUCUCCAUCUGGAUUUAGUCUUCUUUGCCAGUGUCUUCCUGAAAGAAAAAGGAAUUGCCUCUCUGGGAGUGAGAGCUGGUGCUGACAUUCUGAAGCUGGUGGCCACACUGCUCGUGCUCCAGCUGCUGAGGCUCAUGGGACUGGCUGAGGGGGACCUUCUGAAGACCCUUUUCCGCCUGAAGGACACCAACGCCCCCACGUCACUGCGAGGGGAGGCGGUGAAGAGAGCGGUGGAGUGGGUGUCCAGGGCAGACAGGCAGUACCCCUGCCUUUGCACCAGGCUGGAGCUCGGCUUGGACUGGGAGUCUGUCACGCGCCAGCUGCUGGGCGCCGACUCGCUGCAUGUGUGCUCCCCUCUGCGUCCCGUUCUGGAGAGGACCAGACCAAUUUUAGCCCAGUGAGGGCCAGGGUUGCCUCUCCGGUGUUUCUCACCUCCUGCCUUUGUUACCCCAAUCCCCCUACCUGUCCCAUCUGUGCUCGAGCAGUCUCACCCUUACACCCCCAGCAUUCUUACCCAUAGUUCCCCCCUCCCCUACCUAUGUCACCCCCUGCCCCCCACUCUUCCAACUCUACUACUGCCUCACCCCUGAAAGUUGCUGUAGGUGACUUUCUUAACAAACGCAAUGUUGUGAAAACAUUUAAAUUUGAUUUAAAGUCAUAGCAUCCGUUGGCCCAGCCCACAGAGAAAGUGACAGACUUUGAUUGGUUCAGAUUGUAAACCACUUUCUUUUUAAAAACAAGAAUUCAGGCCAAAUCCCUGGUUUUAGAAUGCAGAAUAUGAGGGUAUAAACACAGUUUAUGGUGUUGGAUUUCUCACAGCAGCUUUUUCUAUGAUUACUACAAAUUAAGCAUGACCGUUCCCCCAUAUCUUUCAGCUUUAACUCCUCAACCCUGCCCUUCCCCAAUCUUUUUCUAAUAUCAAUAAGGCUGAAACAUCUUCAGCAAAGUGAAUACUCAAUCAUUACUUUUUACUCAAACCAUGUACUCACCUUAAUACAUACUUCUCACUCGAGUGAUCCAUCAUAUAUUUUAAUACACUCUGAAAUUGUCUAAUAUUUGUUUGAAGCAAUAUAUAUAUAUAUAUAUAUAUAUAUAUAUAUAUUUUUUUUUUUUUUUUUUUUUUUUUUUUUUUUUUGGUCAGUAAUUCAUAGUUUGCUCAAUAAUUAUCCUGCUUUCUGUCGAAAAUAUAUGCAUUUCUGGGGCUGCUUGGUGGCUCAUUCAGUUAAGACUCCACACUGUGUCAAAUCUGGACUGUGCCAGUGUUGACUGUGGCCGGUGGCUCCAUAGGGUGACCUGCAGUUGCUGAUUACAACAAUAAGGAUACGAGCGGGUUCGGUUGGAUUUCUCUGUAGCAACCAUGAACUACAUGCCAAAACCACACGAAAGGUCGUCUUCCAACUCCAGUUAAAUGUGAGCUUCCCUGCGGUGUGAAAAGAAGCAGACUGGCGACACCAUGUGUUUCGGAGGAGAACCGCAGUUGUCUACACUCUCCCGUAGUAGGAGAACGCAGUAGGGUUCGUGCAUGAAUGCAGGUGUGGCUGCAGAUAACUGUAACUUCCUAAUUAGGGUGGGAAUUGGAUAUGCAGAGCCUCACGUUGGGUCCCAAUUUUUUUUUUUUUUUUUUUUUUUAAAAGGGAACUUUUGAGAGUGCUGAGAAAGGACUGAUGCUCAGCUGAGAGAGUGAGGGGUUUAGCCACACUUGUGUUAACCUGUUAUAUGAAUUCUCAGGUGGUACACACAGCAUGUAUUUUAUGCUAGGUUGAGGACACAAAUGACAAGGGAUUAUAACAAUGCAUGCCAUUUGGUUUCUUAUUACUCACGUUAUCAGGGCUUGCUUCCAUGUCUGUUUCAUCCUGCCUGUUUCACCAACCUUCAGGCCAGGCUAGAGCAUGCCAAGUCUUCACUUGUGCUUUCUGCUUUUCCACUGUUUUUGUCAUACACCAAACAGGGCAAAAACGGGGCUACAUCUGUGCUUAAAUGCCUUCCCCACGUCCUGCUAGUUCUUGACUCUUCAGCAGGUUAACAAGAAUGAGUGCGGAGUUGAUGCUUAGAUAAGGUUAUCGUAUUUUCCUUAUUUCUUGGGGGUACUGUUGUAUGACGGUUUGAGAACUGGGCUUGGAACUGAAAUGUUGUGAUUCCCUGAGGGAGGCAUCACCAUUGCAGCCACACGCCAGAUAAUGUGUAUUACAUCAGUAAAUGCCCAGCUGCAUAGUUGAAUUGUAUGUAAAUAGAAUGUCAGCUGUAUAGCUCUGUGUGUAUUAGUGUCUACUAAAUGCCUAAAAUGUAAAUGCUCGUGGAGAUUUGGUACAAAGAAAACUUUUUAAUGUGUCCUCCUCCUUGGAGAAAUGUAGGCAGCAUCUGGUUUGGCCGUGGGAGCCACAGGGCUAUAGUUGCAUUUGACUAAAGGAAAUCCCUGGCACAAGGCUAUUAGACUUUGUAGAACAAGCUUUGGCAUGCCCUGCCCUGGUCCUAAAGUGGGAAAUUGUGUGCUGUGAAGAAGGAUAUCAGAUAAAUUUACUUACAUAGUUAAUGUAGUGCAUAAAUUGAAAUGGUUGUAUACUCAUUCUUAAUGUGAUACUCUUCAAAUAAUAAAUUAUAUCAAAAGGAA
This is a messenger RNA of Anguilla anguilla (European eel), 8337 nucleotides long. It is a transcript of the gene parp4, whose product is annotated as poly (ADP-ribose) polymerase family, member 4. Lineage: Eukaryota; Metazoa; Chordata; Actinopteri; Anguilliformes; Anguillidae. The record is from RefSeq and is a predicted model, not a curated record. Bases 167 to 6130 code for a protein of 1987 amino acids. The transcript is spliced from 35 exons. Gene Ontology annotation, molecular function: NAD+ poly-ADP-ribosyltransferase activity.